Haliotis rufescens (red abalone) is the source of this 821-nucleotide messenger RNA. Its product is annotated as sperm-specific H1/protamine-like protein type 2. Gene Ontology annotation, biological process: nucleosome assembly. Gene Ontology annotation, cellular component: nucleosome. NCBI's taxonomy places the organism in Eukaryota, Metazoa, Mollusca, Gastropoda, Lepetellida, Haliotidae. The record is from RefSeq and is a predicted model, not a curated record. Gene Ontology annotation, molecular function: DNA binding; structural constituent of chromatin. The transcript has 2 exons. Bases 72 to 737 code for a protein of 221 amino acids.
AUUCCCAUCGCCAUUUGCUGUGUGUUUUCCCACGGUAGCUGGUGUUGGAACGUGUUCUUGCAAAUAAAGACAUGGCUGACACGGCAGGACCGUCAAAGAAUGGCGUUAGGAGAGCGCCCGCCACACACCCAUCAUGGUAUGAGAUGGUCAUUGAAGCAGUCAGUAGCAACAAGGACUCAAAAGGUGCUUCCGUUCAGGCUAUUAAGACUUACAUCGUCGCGACGUAUCCUACCGUUGACCAGAAUUCAAUGCGACACCACAUCAAACGCGCGCUCGAGAAGGGAAUCAAACUUAAACUUUUAAAGCGACCGAAAGCUUCCGAAGAUGCUACAGGAUUGACAGGACGGUUUAAGUUGGAUAAAGUCACAGUCGCGGCGGAAGCGAAAGCGAAAGCAAAGAAACUGAAGAAAGCCGAAGAAAAGAAGGAAAACAUCGUGAAGAAAAAGAAAACAUCGCCCGUGAAACGUAAAACAAAAACUGAAAAGUCUGAGAAAAGUGAAAAAGCAAAGAAAACUAGUGCAAAAGCAAAGGCAAGUGCCAAGUCGCCGAAGAAGGUCAGGAAAGGUGUAGAAACAACGCCGACAGCCCCCAGGUCGAAAAAAGCUGAAAUGAAGACUCCAAAGAAACCGAAAUCUGCCACAGCCAAGUCCAAAGUUACAGCUACUGAGAAGAAAAAGGCAAAGCCCGCCAGCAAGAAAGGCACCCCCAAGAAGAGCAAGGCCAAGACAAAAUCCUAGAGCUAGAGUGUACAGUUUUAUAUGUGAACUUUUUAAUUGCAGGCUGUAAUUGUUUUAGAAUAAAUAUUUUAAAAUCAGUUUGAA